AUGCCGCAUUGGGGCCUUAUUAUCGGGCUAUUGGUGCAGCUUUACGCUGUAAGUUGCCAAGGAGCUUCGUCCACGGACACAACACUGAGCGCGUGCGACUACGCGGCGGAGAAUCUCUACGUCGUGAACUCAUCGGCGGCUCCUGGGGCGCUGUUCCCUACUGGAUACGUGGAGUGUGUGAACGCUACGGGGAGUGACCAAGACCUUUGUGCAGUGUGUUCAUGCCGAGAGAAGAAGGUGACGUCUGUGGCGGGUGUGACGGUGGCCUGGGUCGUCUGCGUCGGAUCGGGAGAGGCCACGACGUGUGCAAGCAGCGCAGGAUCCGAGCAAGAGUUCUGCGGCAGUUCGUACUCGCAAGACAGCUCGAGUUCAUCGUCCGCGGGGCGUAGCGUCAAUGUCGGCGACUCCUCUUCCAGUUCAAACUCUGACGUUGGUGAUGCAGGAGUCAGACCGUCAUCGAGGUCAUUCAGCUCCAGUUCAAGUGCUGAUGCCAGCGUCGACGUCGGCAGCAGCAGUAGCUUCGACACGGCCUCCAGCUCCGUUGAGGCAAGCUUCAGCUCCGACGAGGAGGGCAUCACUUUGACCCCGACCGAGAGCCUCACACUCUCCCCAGAGGAGUCUCACUCCGAGGCGACGAACGAGGACAACGUGAUCACCAACAUAGCAGGAACGACGGAUCCCUCGCAAACUAGCGCUGCUACUGCCUCUCAAGAAGAAAACAUCAUCCGACCGUCAAACAGUCAUGGCUCCACUCAGCUCGAGACCAACACGGGCACAUCGGCCAGCUCGGGCUGGUCUGGCAAGCGGUUGGCGGUGAUCGUCUCCGUCAUGUGCGGUGUUGCGGCUAUAGCAGCGAUCGCAGUGUUCGUGGCUGUACGCAAUGAUCGAGCCAGGAAGAGGAAGAAGCUCGGCACCCCCUCCGGGGAAUUCACGGACGACGGAUCCUCCGUAGCGACGCCAGUGACGUCGAGACUCGAUGGAAGGUACCGUCGUCACGGCCACAGCCGACACUACGGAGGCUCCAGUGCAAGGUUCGACUCGAGUGACAACACGCCGCUGGCUUCGAUCGUCGUGCUCGACGAGGACGACGACUUCGACGCUCCAGCUUCGAGGACCCAGUACCGGUCGCGUGAAGCUCGAGGACGGAAGAUGUCCGGUGCCUACGUGCGUUCUGAGAGCGCCAAGGCUGGAGAUAGCAGCGUGAGGUUCGACAACUCUCAGUCGAGUGCUGCAGUCGCGGCUCCUGCCGUGUUCAAUGCGUCUCACGGUCCGUCGGUGUCCGAGCUGCGUUCGCCCAGUCACAACCCGAUCUUCGACACCUCCAACACCCAAGUGAGCUUCUCGUCCAGCAUGAGCUCCCAGUACGACAGUCCGCCGAGUCCGCGCGUGUACGAGUCGGAGGACAUCGAGAGCGACUCCUACCGACUGGUGUCUGCGACGUACAGCGAUUCUUCUGUACGAGACUCGGACGCCUCGACGAUCCCCCGAGAGCGCUACACGACGAAUGACAUUGCCGAGGAGGAAGACGCCGCGCUCAACACGGUCGUGAGCUUCGCCUCGAGCUUCUCCAGCCUCAACAGCACCGAGUACGAACUGCGCAGCACAGAGGCCAGCGAGUUCAUGCACGACUCGGAACUCCCCUCCAGAUCGGCGCUGUCGCUUGACGUGGGCUCCAUGUAUUGA
Phytophthora sojae is the source of this 1683-nucleotide messenger RNA. RefSeq lists its product as hypothetical. The transcript has a single exon. The record is from RefSeq and is a predicted model, not a curated record. Lineage: Eukaryota; Oomycota; Peronosporomycetes; Peronosporales; Peronosporaceae. Bases 1 to 1683 code for a protein of 560 amino acids.